Molecule: messenger RNA, 684 nt
Organism: Lactuca saligna
Lineage: Eukaryota; Viridiplantae; Streptophyta; Magnoliopsida; Asterales; Asteraceae
Source: the annotation of a GenBank genome assembly
AUGUUGAAUAAGGUACUACUAGACAACUCUAUAAUUAGUUAUUAUAGGAAAUUUCCUGUUUCAGGGGUUCAUUCCAUCCCCGAGGAAUUACAAAAGAUAAUUGAUGAAGGUGAUAACCCGCAUAGGGGAGGAAAAAGGAAAGCAAAUGCAGCCACUUCAGAAAGUUUUAAAGUUAAUAAGAGGGCAAAGAAACCAACACAGAUCCUGAGAUCUCCAUCUCCGGUUAUUCAAGAAGAAUCCAAAGAAACAAAUGUAACUUUUCCACCAUCUUCCUCUAUUCCCACUUCUGACAUUUUUUACACUAUUCUACGACGACCAUUUCUGAAUGUCACAACUACUCCACCAUCACCACCUGUUACUCCACCAACCUUACCAAUGACACCCUCGCACAUUACCUCCACAAUUCCGAUAUCAUCCACCCCUCAUUUACCACCAACGAGUUUUGUUGUAAUAUCUCUUCCUCAUAUCUCAAUCCCUCUAUCCUCACCUAUCUUUACUGAUUCAACCAAUCCUACUACAUCAUCAAUAUCUACUCCGCCGAAAGUUCUGAUCGUCGAAUCUGUUUCGGAGGAGACUAGGACUUCGGGCAUCCCUGUCAACACAUCUGAUGUGGGCACACAUGUUAAUAUUGGAAUGACAUCCGAACAACCAUCUUCUUAUGUAACGCCCCAUUUCUGGUUGUAA